Messenger RNA from Ailuropoda melanoleuca (giant panda), 1434 nucleotides. RefSeq names its product olfactory receptor 1J4. Gene Ontology annotation, molecular function: G protein-coupled receptor activity; olfactory receptor activity. Gene Ontology annotation, cellular component: membrane. The record is from RefSeq and is a predicted model, not a curated record. The transcript is spliced from 3 exons. Gene Ontology annotation, biological process: G protein-coupled receptor signaling pathway. Lineage: Eukaryota; Metazoa; Chordata; Mammalia; Carnivora; Ursidae.
AUGAGGCUGGAAAACCAGAGCAGCGUGCCUGAGUUCCUCCUCCUGGGGCUCCCCAACCAGCCAGAGCAGAAGGGCAUGUUCUUUGCCCUGUUCCUAGGCAUGUACCUGACCACGGUGCUGGGGAACCUGCUCAUCGUCCUGCUCAUCAGGCUGGACUCUCGUCUCCACACCCCCAUGUACUUCUUCCUCAGCCACUUGGCCCUCACGGACAUCUCCUUUUCAUCUGUCACAGUCCCCAAGAUGCUGAUAAACAUGCAUACUUGGGAUCAAUCCAUCCCCUAUGCAGGGUGUGUAACACAGAUGUAUUUUUUUGUAUUUUUUGUCUGUAUUGAUAAUCUCCUUCUUGGAGUGAUGGUGUAUGACAGGUAUGUGGCCAUCUGCCAUCCUCUAUACUACACUACCAUCAUGCAAGAAAACCUGUGUAUCUCACUAGUGGCUGUGUCUUGGUUAUUCUCGUGUAGCAGUGCAACGUCCCACACCCCCAGCCUGGCCCGCAGCAUGAGGAGGGAGAACCAGAGCAGCAUGUCUGAGUUCCUCCUCCUGGGACUCCCCAUCCGGCCAGAGCAGCAGGGCGUGUUCUUCGCCCUAUUCCUGGGCAUGUACCUGACCACGGUGCUGGGGAACCUGCUCAUCGUCCUGCUCAUCAGGCUGGACUCUCGCCUCCACACCGCCAUGUACUUCUUCCUCAGCCACUUGGCCUUCACCGAUGUUUCUUUCUCAUCUGUCACCGUCCCUAAGAUGCUGAUAAACAUGCAUACUCAGGACAAAUCCAUCCCCUAUGCAGGGUGUGUAACACAGAUGUAUUUUUUCAUAUUUUUUGGCUGCAUUGAUAACCUUCUUCUUGCAGUGAUGGCAUAUGACAGGUACGUGGCCAUUUGUCACCCUUUACAGUAUACCACCAUCAUGAGGGAGGAGCUGUGUAUAUUUCUGUUGGCUGGAUCCUGGUUCCUCUCCUGUGCAAGUGCCCUGUCCCACACCAUCCUCCUGGCUAAACUGUCCUUCUGUGCUGACCACACCAUCCCCCACUUCUUCUGUGACCUUGCUGCCCUGCUUAAACUCUCCUGCUCAGACACCUCCCUCAAUGAGAUUUUUAUCUUCACUGUUGGGGGAUUGGUCAUUAUCCUGUCAUUUAUUGGUGUUCUAGUGUCUUAUGGCUGCAUUGGGACCACCAUCCUGAGGUUUCCCUCAAUCAAGGGGAUAUAUAAAGCCUUGUCCACCUGUGGAUCCCACCUCUCUGUGGUAUUUCUAUUCUAUGGAACAAUUAUGGUUCUGUACUUUUUCCCAUAAAGGAACUCCAAUGACAAAGACAUAAUUGCUUCAGUGAUGUACACAGUGGUCACUCCCAUGCUGAACCCCUUCAUCUAUAGCCUGAGGAACAGAGAUAUGAAAGGGGCCUUGAAAAAAGUAUUAACGAAAAUGUUAAUGAGAAUAUAG